Messenger RNA from Antrostomus carolinensis (chuck-will's-widow), 4197 nucleotides. RefSeq names its product neogenin 1 (gene NEO1). The record is from RefSeq and is a predicted model, not a curated record. Gene Ontology annotation, cellular component: membrane. The transcript is spliced from 28 exons. Gene Ontology annotation, biological process: cell-cell adhesion. Bases 1 to 4110 code for a protein of 1369 amino acids. Lineage: Eukaryota; Metazoa; Chordata; Aves; Caprimulgiformes; Caprimulgidae. Gene Ontology annotation, molecular function: protein binding.
AUGGACAGAAUAACGGUGACACUAGCACAAUGUGCAAAGUCAUGCAGGUACACCAAGAUUCUUGGUAUUGUACUAGUUGGGACAGAGGGACCGGUGAUUUUACAAGAGAAAAGGCAGCUACUUGGCCUUCCCAGGUUCACCAGUCAGCCAGAGUCGUCAUCUGUCUACAGAGGAAACAGUGCAAUCCUUAACUGUGAAGUCAAUGUUGACCUUGCACCAUUUGUGAGGUGGGAGCAGGAUCGUCAGCCGAUCUUUCUGGAUGAUCGUGUAUUUAAAUUACCCAGUGGAGCUCUAAUUAUUAGCAACGCUACCGAUACGGAUGGAGGACUCUAUCGCUGCAUCAUUGAAAGUGGUGGGACCCCCAAAUACAGUGACGAAGCAGAGCUCAAAAUUCUUCCAGAUCCCGAGGUGCCACAGAACUUGAUGUUUGUGAGGCAGCCCUCUUCACUUACUAAAGUUACUGGGCAAAGUGCAGUUUUUCCAUGUGUUGCCAUAGGAUUUCCAGCUCCAUAUAUCAGGUGGACAAGAAAUGAAGAAGAGCUUAUCACAGAAGGCUAUGAAAGAUUUCUUCUGCUUGCGGGAGGCAGUCUGGAGAUCCGUGAUGUUACGGAAGAGGACGUUGGGACAUAUACCUGCAUAGCAGAUAAUGGAAACGAGACGAUUGAAGCUCAAGCAGAACUUACCGUUCAAGUUCCUCCUGAAUUUCUGAAGCAACCUGCAAAUAUUUAUGCUCAUGAAUCUAUGGACAUUGUGUUUGAGUGUGAGGUGACUGGCAAACCCACUCCAACUGUGAAAUGGGUCAAGAAUGGAGACAUGGUGAUCCCAAGUGACUACUUCAAAAUUGUUAAAGAACAUAAUCUGCAAGUUUUGGGUCUGGUGAAGUCAGAUGAAGGAUUCUAUCAGUGCAUUGCAGAAAAUGAUGUUGGAAAUGCACAGGCUGGAGCCCAGCUGAUAAUACUUGACCUUGAUGUUGCCAUCCCAACAUUACCUCCCACUUCACUGACCAGUGCCACUAAUGACCAUCUAGCACCAGCUACAACAGGACCAUUGCCUUCAGCCCCGCGGGACGUCGUGGCCACCCUCGUCUCCACUCGCUUCAUCAGACUGACGUGGCGGACGCCCGUAUCAGACCCUCAAGGAGACAAUCUCACCUAUUCAAUCUUCUACACCAAGGAAGGUAUAAACAGGGAACGCAUUGAAAAUACGAGUCGUGCUGGAGAGACACAAGUGACCAUCCAAAACCUGAUGCCAGAAACAGUUUAUGUCUUUCGAGUGGUGGCUCAGAACAAGCAUGGCCCUGGAGAGAGCUCGGUACCCCUCAAGGUGGCAACUCAGCCAGAGGUUCAGCUGCCUGGUCCGGCACCCAAUAUCCGAGCGUACGCCAGUUCACCCACCUCCGUCACCGUCACCUGGGAAACGCCGUUGUCUGGCAAUGGAGAAAUCCAGAACUACAAGCUCUAUUACAUGGAGAAGGGACAGGACACUGAACAGGAUGUUGAUGUAGGAGGACUCUCCUACACCAUUAAUGGAUUAAAAAAAUACACAGAGUAUAGUUUCCGAGUGGUAGCUUACAAUAAACACGGUCCUGGAGUCUCGACCCAAGAUGUUGUUGUACGAACGUUGUCAGAUGUCCCCAGUGCUCCACCACAGAAUCUAACGCUGGAGGUACGGAAUUCCAAGAGCAUCAUGCUACACUGGCAGCCUCCUCCUGCAGGGACGCACAGCGGACAAAUCACUGGCUACAAAAUUCGCUACCGGAAGGUGUCCCGCAAGAGUGACGUGACAGAGAGCAUUGGUGGGACCCAGCUUUUCCAGCUAAUUGAAGGUCUCGAACGAGGCACAGAAUACAGCUUCCGAGUUGCCGCCUUGACUGUUAACGGUACUGGGCCAGCUACCGACUGGGUAUCAGCGGAAACGUUUGAGAGUGAUCUAGAUGAAACUCGUGUUCCUGAAGUUCCAAGCUCCUUACACGUCCGACCCCUCGUCACCAGUAUCGUGGUAAGCUGGACUCCACCUGAAAACCAGAACGUUGUGGUGAGAGGCUACGCUAUAGGAUAUGGCAUUGGCAGUCCUCACGCGCAGACCAUCAAGGUGGACUACAAACAGAGAUACUACACCAUUGAAAACUUGGACCCAAGCUCGCACUAUGUCAUAACUCUGAAAGCCUUCAACAAUGUUGGUGAAGGGAUCCCUCUCUACGAAAGCGCGGUGACCCGGCCUCACUCAGACACUUCCGAGGUUGAUUUGUUUGUUAUUAAUGCUCCAUACACUCCAGUGCCAGAUCCGUCUCCCAUGAUGCCACCGGUGGGAGUUCAGGCUUCCAUUCUGAGUCAUGACACCAUACGGAUCACUUGGGCAGACAACUCUCUGCCGAAGAACCAGAAGAUCACAGAUGCUCGCUACUACACAGUUCGCUGGAAAACCAAUAUUCCUGCAAAUACCAAGUACAAGACUGCAAAUGCCACCACUUUGAGCUAUUUAGUGACCGGGUUAAAACCAAAUACCUUGUAUGAAUUCUCCGUGAUGGUGACUAAAGGUCGAAGAUCAAGUACUUGGAGUAUGACAGCACAUGGAACGACUUUUGAAUUAGUUCCGACUUCUCCUCCCAAAGACGUGACUGUGGUGAGCAAAGAGGGAAAACCUCGGACAAUAAUUGUUAACUGGCAGCCUCCAUCCGAAGCCAACGGCAAAAUCACAGGAUACAUCAUUUACUACAGUACGGAUGUGAAUGCUGAAAUCCAUGACUGGGUUAUUGAACCCGUUGUGGGAAACCGACUGACCCAUCAGAUACAAGAACUGACCCUCGAUACGCCGUAUUAUUUCAAAAUUCAGGCCCGCAACUCGAAGGGCAUGGGGCCCAUGUCUGAGGCAGUUCAGUUCAGAACGCCAAAAGCUGAAUCCUCAGAUAAAAUGCCUAAUGAUCAAGCCUCAGGAUCUGCAGGGAAAGGAAGCCGCCCAGUGGACAUCGGACCAGAUUACAAACCACCGCUCGGUGGCAGUAACAGUCCCCAUGGAAGUCCUACUUCUCCCUUGGACAGCAACAUGCUCCUUGUUAUCAUAGUAUCCGUUGGAGUCAUCACCAUCGUGAUAGUGGUGAUAGUUGCCGUCUUCUGCACUCGUCGUACAACUUCUCACCAAAAAAAGAAACGAGCUGCCUGCAAAUCAGUGAAUGGGUCCCAUAAGUACAAAGGAAACUCCAAAGAUGUCAAGCCUCCUGACCUCUGGAUCCAUCAUGAAAGGCUGGAGCUAAAACCCAUCGAUAAAUCUCCAGACCCCAAUCCAAUCAUGACAGAUACCCCAAUCCCCCGCAAUUCCCAAGAUAUCACCCCAGUUGAUAAUUCCAUGGACAGCAAUAUCCAUCAAAGGCGGAAUUCCUACAGAGGGCAUGAGUCAGAGGAUAGCAUGUCUACACUGGCAGGAAGAAGGGGGAUGAGGCCCAAGAUGAUGAUGCCUUUUGAUUCUCAACCACCUCAGCCUGUGAUUAGUGCUCAUCCCAUCCAUUCACUCGAUAACCCUCACCAUCAUUUCCACUCCGGCAGCCUCGCUUCUCCAACUCGCAGCUAUCUCCAUCACCAGGUCAACCCGUGGCCGAUUGGCACAUCCAUGUCCCAUUCAGACAGGGCCAAUUCCACAGAAUCUGUUCGAAACACACCUAGCACGGACACCAUGCCAGCUUCCUCCUCUCAGACCUGUGCUGACCACCAGGAUCCUGAAAGCACCGCAGGGUCUUACCUGGCUAAUGCACAAGAGGAAGAUUCAGCUCAGAACCUCCCUACAGCGCAUGUCCGUCCUUCCCACCCGCUGAAGAGUUUUGCGGUGCCAGCGGUUCCUCCAGCUGGUUCCACGUAUGACCCUGCAUUGCCAAGCACACCAUUACUGACUCAGCAAGCUCCUAACCAUCCAGUUCACUCGGUGAAGACUGCAUCAAUUGGGACUUUAGGAAGAACUCGACCUCCUAUGCCAGUAGUGGUUCCCAGUGCCCCUGAUGUGCAGGAGACCACCAGGAUGCUCGAGGACUCGGAAAGCAAUUAUGAACCGGAUGAGCUGACCAAAGAGAUGGCCCACCUGGAAGGACUUAUGAAGGACCUUAAUGCCAUCACUACAGCAUGAUCACCUUCACCAGGAGAUGACUCCAAAACAGUUUCACAAGUCUUGGGACUCAGCCUUGGAACACAAGGAAUUGUACAGAGAAAAAAA